Lottia gigantea (owl limpet) is the source of this 891-nucleotide messenger RNA. RefSeq lists its product as hypothetical. Gene Ontology annotation, cellular component: nucleus. The annotation marks the transcript as partial. The record is from RefSeq and is a predicted model, not a curated record. Gene Ontology annotation, molecular function: RNA polymerase II transcription regulatory region sequence-specific DNA binding; DNA-binding transcription factor activity, RNA polymerase II-specific. Gene Ontology annotation, biological process: regulation of transcription by RNA polymerase II. The transcript has 3 exons. NCBI's taxonomy places the organism in Eukaryota, Metazoa, Mollusca, Gastropoda, Lottiidae.
AUGGAUGAGAAUUCUGGGACCAACAAAUGUCCAUGUCCAUCUUGUCCGAAGUCUUUUCCUACUCCUGAAAAAUUAAAGAGACAUGCCGAAAUUCAUACCAGAGUUCGCAAACAUAAAUGUCUGGAGGAGGGAUGUGAGAAAAGUUUUUUUACUAAUUCAACUUUAAAACAACACAUGUUAAUUCAUUCUAACGAGAAACCAUAUACUUGUGAAUGUAGUAUUUGUGGAGAAAUAUUCGGGUAUAGAGGAUCUCUGAAAGCUCACACUAAGAAACAUAAUGGAGAAGGUUUUACACAGUGUGAUAUUUGUGGACGAGAGUUCAAUGAUAGGAAGAAUUUAAAAUCACAUUUACGAACUCAUUCUGAUUUAAAACCAUACCAAUGUCCUCAUUGUAAUUAUACAUGUAAACACAGUAGCGCCAUGUUAAAUCAUGUUCGUAGACAUACUGGAGUCAGACCUCAUAUUUGUGAUGUUUGUGGUAAAUCAUUUAUCUCAGCUUCAGAAAUGAAACGUCAUACUUUAAUACACACUGGAGAUAAACCAUUUAACUGUAAUAUAUGUGAAUGUGGUAAUAGUUAUAUAUCACAAAGUCUUUUAAAAAAACACAAAAUAAAACAUACAGGACAACGCCCGUUUAAAUGUUCACAUUGUGAUAAACGUUUCUUAGAGAAAGGGCAGAAAGUACGUCAUGAAAAACUACAUACUGGUAUUCGUUCCUUCGUUUGUGAAUCAUGUGGUUUCGCGUUCAGUGAAAAAGGAAAUUUAGAGAAACAUAUAGCCAGUGUUCAUCGUAGAGAAAAACAUUUCGCCUGUGACGUCUGUCAGAAAAUGUUUUUCAGAAUGGAUACCCUAAAAAAACAUCAGUUGAUGCACACUGGAGAGAAACCUCAC